This is a messenger RNA of Dama dama (fallow deer), 3816 nucleotides long. It is a transcript of the gene SLC6A4, whose product is annotated as solute carrier family 6 member 4. NCBI's taxonomy places the organism in Eukaryota, Metazoa, Chordata, Mammalia, Artiodactyla, Cervidae. Bases 223 to 2115 code for a protein of 630 amino acids. Gene Ontology annotation, molecular function: serotonin binding; serotonin:sodium:chloride symporter activity. The record is from RefSeq and is a predicted model, not a curated record. The transcript is spliced from 14 exons. Gene Ontology annotation, cellular component: plasma membrane; neuron projection. Gene Ontology annotation, biological process: serotonin uptake; sodium ion transmembrane transport.
CUCUCUCUGGCUCUUCUGGCGUGAAGGAUAGGUGACCUUGCCUGCCCACUGUCACAAAAUAACAAGUGGAUUAGCCCCAAGAGUUGCUGGGAGUGGCAAGAAGAAUGAAUGAGCUCUCAGUCCCACUGAUAUAAAGUUCUGAGGAGAUCCACAGAUCUGAGCACCAAGAAUUCAGGUCGGUCCUUGGCACAUGGGCGUCAGCAUCACCUCCUAGCCAGCAGGAUGGAGACCACCCCGUUAAAUUCCCAGAAGGAGCUGUCAGCAUAUAAGGAUGGAGAAGAUUGUCAGGAAAACGGGGUUCUACAGAAGGGUGUCCCUGCCCCUGGGGAUAGGGCAGAGUCCGGCCAGAUCUCCAAUGGGUACUCAGCAGUUCCGAACCCUGGCGCGGGAGACGACACUCAGCACUCCAUCCCGGCUGCAACCACCACCCUGGUGGCUGAGGUUCAUUCCGCAGGGCGGGAGACCUGGAGCAAGAAGGUGGAUUUCCUCCUUUCUGUCAUUGGCUAUGCUGUGGACCUGGGCAACGUCUGGCGCUUUCCCUACAUUUGUUACCAGAACGGAGGGGGGGCGUUCCUUCUCCCCUACACUAUCAUGGCCAUUUUUGGGGGGAUCCCGCUCUUCUACAUGGAACUCGCACUGGGGCAGUACCACCGAAAUGGAUGCAUUUCCAUAUGGACGAAAAUCUGCCCAAUUUUCAAAGGGAUAGGUUACGCCAUCUGCCUCAUCGCCUUCUACAUCGCCUCCUACUACAACACCAUCAUGGCCUGGGCCCUCUACUACCUCAUCUCCUCCUUCACGGAGCAGCUGCCCUGGACCAGCUGCAAGAACUCCUGGAACACUGGCAACUGCACCAACUACUUCUCCGAGGAUAACAUCACCUGGAUGCUUCACUCAACAUCCCCUGCAGAAGAAUUUUACACACGGCACGUCCUGCAGAUCCACCAGUCGAAGGGGCUCCAGGACCUGGGGGGCCUCAGUUGGCAACUUGUCCUGUGCAUCAUGUUCAUCUUCACCAUUAUCUACUUUAGCAUCUGGAAAGGUGUUAAAACAUCUGGCAAGGUGGUUUGGGUGACAGCCACCUUCCCUUACAUCAUUCUUUUGAUCCUGCUGGUGAGGGGGGCCACCCUCCCUGGAGCCUGGAGGGGAGUUCUCUUCUAUUUGAAACCCAACUGGCAGAAACUCCUAGAGACAGGGGUGUGGGUGGAUGCGGCCGCCCAGAUCUUCUUCUCUCUCGGCCCUGGCUUUGGGGUCCUACUGGCUUUUGCGAGCUACAACAAAUUCCACAACAACUGUUACCAAGACGCCCUGGUGACCAGUGCGGUGAAUUGCAUGACGAGCUUCGUUUCAGGAUUUGUCAUCUUCACGGUGCUGGGGUAUAUGGCUGAGAUGAGGAAAGAAGAUGUGUCUGAGGUGGCCAAAGAUGCAGGCCCCAGCCUCCUGUUCAUCACAUAUGCAGAAGCCAUAGCCAACAUGCCGGCAUCCACAUUCUUUGCCAUCGUCUUCUUCCUGAUGUUAAUCACCCUGGGCUUGGACAGCACGUUUGCAGGUUUGGAGGGGGUGAUCACAGCCGUGCUGGAUGAGUUUCCACACAUCUGGGCCAAGCGCCGGGAGUGGUUUGUGCUUGGCGUGGUCAUUACCUGCUUCUUUGGAUCCCUGGUCACCUUGACUUUCGGUGGGGCCUACGUGGUGAAGCUGCUGGAGGAGUUUGCCACGGGACCUGCAGUGCUCACCGUGGCCCUGAUCGAAGCAGUUGCUGUGUUUUGGUUCUACGGCAUCAAUCAGUUCUGCAGUGAUGUGAAGGAAAUGCUUGGUUUCAGCCCUGGAUGGUUUUGGAAGAUCUGCUGGGUAGCCAUCAGUCCUCUCUUUCUCCUGUUCAUCAUCUGCAGUUUUUUGAUGAGCCCACCACAGCUACGACUUUUCCAGUAUGAUUAUCCUCAGUGGAGCAUCAUCCUGGGUUACUGCAUAGGAACCUCAUCUUUCAUCUGCAUCCCCACAUAUAUAACUUACCGGCUGAUUGUUACUCCAGGGACACUUAAGGAGCGUAUUAUUAAAGGUGUCACCCCAGAAACACCGACAGAGAUUCCCUGUGGGGACAUCCGCUUGAAUGCUGUGUAAAACAUCAACAAAAGGAAGAUGGCUUCCCAAUAACCUCUUCCUCCAGUCCUGACAAGUCACACCUCGCCUUCUCCCUCUAAGUCCAGCUAAGCCUAUCAAUGGAAGGGCGUUCUUCAUAGAGACACAGUCCCAAAAGACUAUGGUGCCCAGAUUCUUUCGGCCUCCAGUCACUUCAUAUGAAAUCUCCAGGACAUGUUACCACAUUAGACUCUCUGAUGCAGCUAAAGUGGACUGCUUUGAAUGUGUGAGGCUGUGUAUGGAGGUGAUGAAAACCACCAUGUCAUCAUUAGGACUAGUUUAGGAUCAAGUCUGUGAGUCUCCUGUGUCAUUCCUUCUUACGAUCAUUAGUAUCUAAUAUUGUUGCUUCCAAAGAUUUCAACUGUUCAUGACUGCAUAAACCAUCUAAGAAAAAAACAGGGAUACUGUCUUGCUAGCCAUAUGUUUUCUGAGUAGCAGAGAAUCUUAUAUCUGGAGUCUAUUAGAACCCCGUAACCUGUGUGCUGCUGUGGAGUCAGGAGAGAAAGAUGUAAGAAGCUAAAUUGAAAAAUAAUGUGUAUGUGUGAGCAUGUGUGUCUGUGUGUACAACUGUUCCAGUGUAUCCUUACCCGUUGCAAACUAUAUGAAUUUCCUCUAGUUUUUUUUUUUUUUUUACAUUAACAAAUUCCACCUACUGAAAUUUGUAUGUAUGUUAUUUGAAAGGUAUAAUUACGACAGGCUCUGCCACCUAUUCCUUUUCCAAGGACACUGCUUUAGCCCAUAUGCUUUCCUCUGUGGGCUGGCCUUCAGUACUUGCUGCACUUCACUGCCAUCUUCCUGUCUCUCUCUACUAAACAUACAGGGUAACAGUCCACAGGCUAAUCUGGCCUAUUUCAUUAGUCACUGUGGCUUGGCUGUGAACUACUUUGAAGAUGAAUAUUGAUAAAUGCAUCUUCAGUGUUCAGUUGGCUAUCUGGUUUAAGCUCUGUCUACUUCAAAUGACUGAGUUUGACCACUAAGGUUAUUUUGCUUUGUGAAGACUAGAUAAAUCUAAUUCUCACAGGGUGUAGAGGUCUGACACCCUGACCUAAACCAAGGUCAUCCUCAAUCCAAAAGUAAUUAAGAGAGUCUGGUAAGUGAACCUCCUCCCAACUCCUUGACUUUUCCUGGGUGGCUAUCAGGACAGUGGGCCCUCCAGAUAAUUUUCCAGAUUGAGUCUAAGUAAGGCUGAUUGGAAAAGGGACACUUAGGUUAAUGACAUUCAUGCCACAUAAAACCCUUAAUACAGAUCUAGUAAAUGUGACUUCAGUGGCUUGGGACACUCAGAUGCAUAGGUAGAGAAGCAAAUUUUACCUUGUAGUGACAUUUCCUUAACCAAAACCUUAAAGGCAGUAAAGCCUAGUCAAUGAUAAAAGGACUCAAUCUUCUGGCCCCAUAUCACAUCACUCCUCUAUAUGAAUCUAAUUCAAUCCUAACAACCUUACAGAAAGAUCCCUAUAGUAGAGGCCUAAUUUUAACCAAUUAUAGAUCUUUCUCCCUUGGCUUCCUUUCCCCAACAAUAUUCCCCAGCCAUCUUCCUGUAUUCCACUACAUUCUUCUAUUUCUCGUGCCCUGCUUUCCCCAGUGGGGUAUUUUCUCCAUAGAUGUCAGCUGCUGAGAAAUUUCCCAAAUUAUCAGAGGGAAAGAGAAAGGGGAUUUAAAAUGACUCUUAGUGACCUACCUUAU